GUACUUGACCCAUGGUAUUUACACCGAUGCUGCAAGAAGUGUCUGUUCCAAUACGAAUUCCCUUUGGUUAGACAAGGAGAAAUUCAGGGCUUCAGGAUCCGCUAGCGAAUUUACAUUCGCCCGGUUCAUUGGGCUUCCAUUAGGGGAAUCUGGGGUUUCCUAACUCCGAGAACUCUGUCUUCUGUCCUGAUUCUGGAGGCUUCCGAGGAGCGAGCUGCCUCUCCAUCACGCCCUCUGCACGCUUCUUGGAAGGGGUCAUUGGUCUUACAAAACUGAAGGGCUUGAAUUAAAAGGCGGCCCGUUGGUCUGUUGGAACAUUCCCCAACAAUUAACUGAGCAGCUGCUCUGCCCACCCCAGGCUCUCAGAAGCUUGCCCGCGUGCCCACAUUCUCUGGUGUCCUAGCAACCGGAAACUCAUCUGAGCUCCAGCCGGGGCAGAGGCCAUUCUCUCCCUGACCACUGUGACUUGCAGGCUCCCUGGGCCCCUGAGGACCUGUCCGUGCAGCUUGUGGGUCCACUGAAAGCCACCGUUUGUCCCCAUGGAUGCCCAGAAGGCCAGCCCAGCCGGCCCCUAGCCUCGGCAGAAUGAGCUUCUCGCUCACGUUCUCGGAGCUGGUCAACAUCGCCAUCCCACAGCGCGGGGUGGUGAACUUCAAGGCCCUGCACCUCCUGCUCCAGGGCAUCCUGGAGCACAUCCACAUGGCUGACCUUGAGAAGGUCCUCUCGGGGGACGAGGACUUCCUCCACACCUCGCCAGCCAUGUUCAUGACCCGGGAAGGAGACUCCCAGCCCAACUUUAACCCCAUGAAGAGGCUUGGCAACGUCUUCGACCACCUGGUGAGCUGUGUGGACAAGAUGGAGAGCCAGCUGGCCGUGCUGCAGGAACUGCCCUCUACCUCCCAGCUGCUGGAGGCAAGCCAGGGCACUGGCCAGCCCGCCCAGGACUUGUGGAACCUGAUAAAGCUCCGGAAGAUAGUGGAGGGCAACGAGGAAGCCAUGGCCAAGUCCAUGAAUACCCUGCAGGAUUUGCUCACCGACAUUUACGCACUCAAGGUCACCGUUGAAAUCCUCAGGAAGGAUGUGGCCAUGCUGAAGGACAUGUUUGACAAGAUGCAUCUGGAAAGAAUAGAUACUUUCUCUGAAGAUUUGAAAGGGCAGAAUCGGAAGAUGAGUACACUGCAGCGGGAAGUGAUUUCUCUCCAGAACAAGAUAACCACCAUGCCCAAAACUGAGGACAUGGUGCUCUGGAGCAGCCUCCAUGAGGCCAUGUUCACCCCGGGAACUGCUCCACAACUGCUGGAUGAUUCCGAGCUGUGGCAGAUUGCAGAAUAUGUUGCAGAGACCGACCUUCCCCAGACGGCUGAGUACCAUGAAGAAGUUAGCCACGGCCAGGUCGUGGAGGCCAUCCAGCGCCCCAGGUUCCUGGAGACCAUCUGGCAUUACCAAGUCCCAGGGCAGCGACAGGAGGAGGAGUCUGCCCAAGAAGCUCUGCUCCCCAGGACCCAGGGGUCGGACCAGGCCCAAGUGCUCCAACCUGGGCCUGCGCCUGGACCUGGGCCUGCCCCUGGACUGGGGCCUGCCCCAGGUCCUCAGCCCACACAAUCAGGAUCCUGGCCUGUACCACCACAAGGCUGGCCUCCUCCCAGAGGCUUGCCCGGGACUAGCUUGGUCUAUCCCAAGCAGCUAUCCCAGCUGGCGACAUCGGCAGCCCUGGCAGCUAAGGCAACUGCCAGGCUGGUCAGGGACACCCCGGCCACGAAAUUGGCCACCAUAGCAACAUCGGUGGCCGCAUCCGGACCCUUAGGGGUCCUUGCAGACAUCCUGGGCGUGGGGACCUCCCGCGGGGCCUUCACCGAGGAUGACGAGAUGGAAGACUUGCAGGAGGUGGACUAUGAGGACGUCCUCUCUCCUUCAUUCUCUUCUGCCAGUGUCCCUCCCAACAUGGCCCUGUCCCAGGCCAUGCUGGCUGCCAAACAGGCCAUGACCCCUGAAGACAAGAAGAACACCAUCAGGUAUUCCAUGAACCACAUAGCCCAGAUGCCCAUUAGACAUGACUCCCUGAAAGAAGAGUUUGCCCAGCUGUCAUCCAACCUGCAUCAGCGUAUGACUUAUCUAGCUAAUAUGGGAGCCUCUUCCAAACUUGGGACAACAGUGGACGUAUUGCAAGAAAAGAUUGGCAGCCUUCAGAAAUCCAGGAUGAGGGAGGAGGAACUUGAGAGAAUUUGGGGCCACCAGAUAGAGAUGAUAAAGGACCACCACCUCGUGCUGGACAGGGCAGUGGACAAGCUCCAGAUUCGCCUGGAUGAGUUUAAGGUUGUCCAUUCUCAGAUUAAAAACCUAGAAAUGUACAAGGCAGACAAAAGUGUGAUGGAGCAGGAGCUGAAAGAGAAAGCCGACAGGAGCUCCCUGGCAGGCAAGGCAAGCCGGGCUGACCUGGAUGCAGUGGCGAUGGAGCUGAAUGAGACGAUUCAGGGCAUACUAUUCAGGGUUAUGGCCAAUGAGGAUGACUGGAAGAAGACUGUGGAGCAGCUGGACAAAGACCUACACACCAAGGUGAGGACCCCUGUAUUAGUCACCACCUGCUGCGUAACAAAUUACCCUGAAAUUUAGUCCCUUAAGACAGCAAACGUUCACAGUUUCUGAGGGUUAAAAAUUUGGGAACAGCUUAGCUGAGUAGCUCAGGGUCUCCCACGAGGCUGUAGUCAGGAUGUCAUCUAGGGCUGCUGUCAUAUGAAGACUUGACUAGAGCUGGAAGAGCUGCUUCCAAGAUGGCGCCCUCACAUGGCUGUGGGCAAGACUCCUCACUUCCUUAUCACACAGAUCCUCCUUAGGGCUGCUUGA
This is a messenger RNA of Physeter macrocephalus (sperm whale), 2841 nucleotides long. RefSeq lists its product as uncharacterized. Lineage: Eukaryota; Metazoa; Chordata; Mammalia; Artiodactyla; Physeteridae. The record is from RefSeq and is a predicted model, not a curated record.